This is a messenger RNA of Lingula anatina, 5804 nucleotides long. RefSeq names its product sodium-dependent proline transporter. The record is from RefSeq and is a predicted model, not a curated record. Lineage: Eukaryota; Metazoa; Brachiopoda; Lingulata; Lingulida; Lingulidae. Gene Ontology annotation, biological process: sodium ion transmembrane transport; amino acid transport; nitrogen compound transport. Gene Ontology annotation, cellular component: plasma membrane. Gene Ontology annotation, molecular function: glycine:sodium symporter activity.
UCUGAUAUUGAAAUAUUACUUUAGAAUAAACGUGUUCAAGUCAAAGAUUUUGCAUUGAAAAUUAUUUCAAAGCAACUCGGUUUUAAACAAAUAAAUAUACCAUAGUCACUCAUAAGGUUUUAGAGUAAGUUUGGCAAUGCCCGAGUGAUAUUGCCUUUACCCAAGCAGUUAUGUCUGCAAACUGUGAUUUAUUACCAUAUGCUGAACAUAGGAACACCAGCCGUGUUGAAAUCGGAGAAUAUCAGGAUGAAGUUCCGGAUGGAAUGUGGCUGGACAAGUCCCCAGACAGUUCUAAAAAUACAAGUCCACCUGGUUAUCAGAUAGUGGUAGAAACACCGACUGGUAAUGCAGAAUACGAAGAUGACAUUAACGUCUUGGCGAGCAGCACGCAGCCACUGCGUAUGGACUUCGAGGACACAAAAGAUGAUGACGAAGAUGAAGAAAAAGAUGACGAAGAUCCACAUAAACCGAGAGGCAACUGGGGUGGGCGCUUCGACUUCCUUGUAUCUCUUCUAGGAUAUUCAGUUGGUCUAGGGAAUGUAUGGAGGUUUCCCUACCUAGCAUACCAAAAUGGAGGAGGUGCCUUUGUGAUUCCAUUCAUUAUAAUGUUAAUUUUGGUCGGCAUCCCACUCAUGUUCAUGGAAAUGGCGUUUGGGCAGUAUGCCAGCUUAGGACCCACUGCAAUAUUUGGAAAGUUCUGUCCCUUAUUUCAUGGUCUGGGAUUUGGCAUGGUUAUAAUAUCUGGGGUUGUAUCACUGUACUACAAUGUGAUUCUGGCGUGGACAAUCUUCUAUAUAGCAGCCACAUUCACCUCUGUGUUGCCAUGGGAACAUUGCGAUCCUCAGUGGGCAACACACGAGUGUUACUCCUACGCUGAUGCAGACAACUGUGCUACAUUCAAUGGCAGCGUCUACCUUAAUGCCACCUGUAUGUUCCCCAAUACCACUGAGGAGUUUAGCUACCUGAAGGAACUGGCUCACAAUGCCACCAAAAAGACACCAGCAGAGGACUACUUUGAGAACUAUGUAUUAGAGCUGAGUGAUGGCAUAGAUAACGUUGGCCCAGUGAAGUGGCAACUACUGCUCUGCCUGCUCCUUGCCUGGCUCAUUGUGUUUGCCUGUCUCUCAAGAGGUGUGCAGUCCUUUGGAAAGGUUGCCUAUUUCACGGCUCUGUUCCCGUAUGUUGUCCUCUUCAUCCUCCUCAUCCGUGGAGUGACGUUACCUGGGUCGGUGGACGGUAUCAAAUUCUAUCUCACACCUGAGUGGCACAGACUGGGCAAGGCAAAGGUAUGGGUGGAGGCAGCUGUCCAGAUCUUCUUCAGUCUCAGUCCAGCUUGGGGUGGACUUAUAGCACUGGCCAGCUAUAAUAAAUUCAAUAAUAAUUGCUUCAAGGAUGCUCUGAUUGUAUCCAUUGGAAAUAUCAGCACCAGUAUAUUCGCUGGCAUUGUCAUAUUUGCCAUCGUUGGCUACCUUGCUCAUGAGCUGGAUCAAGGCGUGGGUGAUGUGGUGGCUCAGGGUGCUGGCCUUGCGUUCAUGGUAUACCCAGAGGUAGUAACAAGAUUGCCCAUCUCUCCACUCUGGUCCUUCCUAUUCUUCUUUAUGUUGUUAACCCUGGGCCUGGGGAGCAUGUUUGCCAUCAGCGAGACUUGCAUCACUGGAAUUACGGAUCUGUUCCCUCAAUGGCGCAGGCGGAAGUGGGCGGUGGUGUUAGGCUUUGCCAUAUUUGGCACUAUAGUCGGCCUGCCCAUGACUACCAAGGGAGGUAUGUACAUCCUGCAGCUGAUGGACACAUAUGCUGCCAGUUGGUCUGUGUUCAUCUUUGCCAGCUUGGAGUCUCUGCUCAUAGGAUGGGUAUAUGGUGCUGACCGUUUCUGCAAAGAUAUUGAACAGAUGAUAGGCCCCCGCAGCCGACUGUUCAAGCUUAUCUUCAAAAUAUUUUGGUGUUUCCUCAGUCCAGCCACGUUAAUGUUUUUGUUAUUCUUCAACUGGAUCCAGUACAAGCCUAUUGAGUAUGCAGGCGAGCCUUACCCCAUGUGGGCCGACGCCCUGGGCUGGAUGCUCUCUCUAACCCCCGUCAUUGUUGUAGUGGGUAUGUCAGUAUACAAGAUUUUUACCACACAUGAUGAAGGGAAAACAUUUUGGCAGAAAAUAAAAUUUCUCUCACAACCGCAUGCCUCAUGGGGCCCUGCCAAUACAAAGAACAGAUAUGACAGUGUCACUGUGCAGUACACACCGUGAGAGGGGAAGGCAUUUAAAGAAUUUUGCCUGACAUGAUAAAACCACACGCAAGUGAGAAAAAAAAAGAGAACAUAAAAAAAGACACUAUCUAGCACACAGACCAAUUAUUUGAGGAAUUUGGGUGUUUGCUGAACACCCCAUCAAUUGUGAUCCAAUUACCAUCAGUGAAGAGAAAAGGAAAGCAGUAUAUAAACAGAACUUCACCAGGAUAGGGGUCCACCCACACAGCAUGAAGUGGAGAUCUUGGCUCUGUAUAGAAAUAGAUAAGAAUAAAAACUGUGAUUUUUAGGUCAAGUCUGCCUUAAAACAUGAUCUUAAACAAUGCACCUUAGUGUACAGUAAACGUUUUGCUUUAGCAGUCCUACUCAAGCUUGCUUGCUUUCUUGGUUGCAGUUGUUGAUGUUUGAUUUGUCAGGAAAUUAAAAAUUCCUGCCCCCUGUUCAAAUGAACAGAGGUGGCAUUCUGCUCAAACGUGCUAUUUCAUAUACAUAUAUAUCACUGUAGUCAUAGCAACCUGCCCAGCUGUUUCUGGGCACACACACCCCCCUCCCCCUGUGUCUCUACGUUGUUGACCAUAACAUCCGUACAGCUGCUUUGAAGAACAUUAAAAAUAGAUGAAAGUAUUUAUUGAAUAUGUUGUUAAAAGAUUGUUGACUUGUCACAUAAUUUUGUUGGGUAUUGGAAUUAGUGUAAAUUUACAGAAGUAUACCUCUUUAUGUAUAAUCUGUAGUGUCAUUUUGCUCACACGUCUUAGCUUGUUAGCUAGGGUGGCCAUAUAUGAACAUACUUCUGAGGGGAUGCUGAAGAAGUUAAUCACUAGAUUCUUGUUAUAAGAGUGGUUUACCGAGGAAUACCAUAGGAGUAUUUUUCUGCGACCAAAUCUCAACUCUUUUCAAAAGCCACUCGAUUCCAUUUUUCAUUCCCUCAGCCACAUUUGAACUGACAAUAUGAAUAAUGUUCAUGGAAAAAGAGUGGACACAGUGAAAAGCUGCAGUAUUGUUGACCCUUGUUCAGUAUUUGAUCUAGUCGCCUCUUACAACAAGAGUCACACAUACAGGGAUUUGUUAGGCAGCUAACAUAAUUCGUACUACAUUAUUAUUUGAAGGCAGCAGCAGCUUUCCAUACAACAGAAACCGAUGGUACUGAUCACUAUUAACAUUAGUUUAUGCUAUGCAAUGUAAAUAUCAUAAGAUUUUGGGGUAAAAAUUUUUUUCUCAAUUUUUAUUGAUAUUUUUUAAAUAGUUGGCCCUAGGCUUUAGGAUCUGAUGUGGAAUAUUUAAAUCACAAAAAAAAAAAUUCAUGUUUUUCUGCUACUUUUAGUGGUGGGAGUGGAGCAUUAUGCAACUAAUUUUAUUUUUUGAGCUUUCUAAUCUCAUUAAUUGUAUCGAUCUGAUAUACUUUUUGCAGCCUUGGAGUUUUUGCUCUCUAUCUCAGAUAACAGUUUUAUUGGCACUUUUGGUAAUUGGACUGCCAAGUAAAACAUAACAUAGUUAGAUACUAGUAAACUUCUUGAAUCUCGCACAAAGUUUGGCCCCUAUAUAUAUUUAUUUUCUCUGUUCUCUGCUUUUCUAGCUUUGUUCAUUUGAUCUUAAUGUGUAUGCUGUGUUAUGUAUUUAAACUAAAAAUAGUUGUUCAUUUUUUGUUAUUUUGAUUUUUUUUGUUGUCUCCUUUUUUUCAUUGGAUCCGACAUUAGAUGGUUUCUAAAUAUCUAUAAAUUUUGCUUUGCAGUUUUAGCAAGCAUUGCUUGACUAUGUUAUUGUUGACCUAUUAUAUACAUAUUAUUAUAUCCAAGGAUUUGCUGUGUUGCCAGUGUUAAAUUUACAUUUUUAUUUAUAAGGGCAAAACUAUAUGUUGCUGUAAACAUAGCAGCAUUAUUUCAUAGUCAUUUUUCUGGCAAAUGCCAGAAGUGUUACUUUUAUUAUUGUUAUCUAUGUUCCCACUCCAUUGCUUUUCCCCAACAAAUAUUUUUACUACGCUUUUUGUGUAGUCCAUUUAUUAUUAUUAAAUAAACAUUAUGUGCCUCCCAGAUGCUUAUUAUGCCAAUAUUGCAACAUGAUAAAAUGUUGUGAACGUUAACUUAUCGCCCUUGUAGAUAGGGAAUAAGGGGUAAACCUUAAGUAGAUCAAAUGCUCUUAUGUGUCAACAUGCAGAUGAUUUAUUAUUAUUAUUAUUAUCAUUAUUAUUAUUAUUAUUAUUAUCUUAAGAUAAUAUAAUAUUUAAGUAUAACAAGCACAUGUUGGGUUGUACUGUGCUUAUGAAAAAUAAUAGAGUGAAAAGUCAUAAUAUUAUGAGGAGAAGACUGCCGGUGUAUAUAGUCUUUAGGUGGUGGAGGGUGUGUAUCAUCAUAAUGCCUGUAUAUAGAUAUAUUUAUGUGACAAACACACUGAAGAUCUAACUGGGACAGGGUUGUCAAGGAGGCUGAACUAAGCCUUUGAUUUUUUUCCUCUUUAUUUCAUGGUUAAUGUGAUAGUUACCUAUUUUGGCAGGUGAAAGAGAUUUGGAGAAAAUUUCUUCAUUUCAUGCACUGCUUCUGGAGUUAUAGCCUAAUAUUUCUUCAUCUGUCAGACUUCGAUUUUACAUCUAGAAAUGAUUCUAUGUAGAAAAAUUCCAUGAACCAUGAAAUAAAAAAGGAAAAAUAAUAUGAUAAAGUAUAUAUUUAAGUAUAUAUAUAUUGACAGAAUGGGAUGCUCGCCACAUCUCAACUGAAGCAUUAAGUUUCAUAUUACUCCUGUUACUUGCAAUACAAUGUAUCUGAAAAUAUAUAGACCCACUUCCAUUGAUGCCAAUAAUGUAUACAUAACACUGCUAUAUAUUACACAGUAAAAACACCAAUUUAAAUAUGCCACGUACCUGUACAUGUAUAAUGUCCAGUCAAACCUAAAUUAUAAUCAGUAUGUGUAUGUAUGUAUAGCUUUUGUUUUACUGUUAUUUGUUUUUGUUGUUAUAAAUGCACUAUUGUUUGCUUGAGAGAGAUCCACGUGCAUUCAAAAUAUAUUGAUGAUUUUCAUGAAAUAUUUUAAAAUGUUUAAAAUGCAAACAAAGGUUAUGGGCAGAGAGACAUUUUCUUUUAUCAGGUAGCAUAGAAUCAAGCGUUAGGUAAGUUAUAUGCGGAGCAUUAAAUUUCCAAGAAAAAUUAUUUAUGGGGCAUAUGCUCGAAGACUGUAAAAUUUUUUUGUAAUUAAAAGAAUGUUAAUUGAGAUAAGUAUUUAAUUGGUCAAAACUGUAAAAAUGCUAAUUUUCUGAAUGUAUCUAAAUAUUAGUUCUAUUUUAUUUUGUAUCGUACAUUGUUUCCUACAGCUAAUUACUUGCAAAACAAAGUUGAAUAUUACUUGGAAAUCACUGAAAAAUUCUACUGCCUGUUAUCAAAGUAUUUUCUUAUAUGUGUCUGCCACGUAUGUAGUUUUCCGUGGGUUUUGUGUUCUGUUUAAUAAGCCUUUUUAGUUAAUAUUUUAAUAGUAUUAGCUGCUCUCCUAAAGCCAGAAAAUAUUAUAAAAGGGAACUGGCAACCGUAUUACUUGGUUUGUUAACCUAUAAAUUAAGUGAAUAAAAUAUACUUGGGUUUAUUUA